Molecule: messenger RNA, 1263 nt
Organism: Cylas formicarius (sweet potato weevil)
Lineage: Eukaryota; Metazoa; Arthropoda; Insecta; Coleoptera; Brentidae
Exons: 1
Coding region: 1-1263 (420 amino acids)
Source: RefSeq, a predicted model, not a curated record
AUGGACCAGUGGGAGACGCAAAUAAUUCCGAGAGACCAGGGGGCGCCGGUCAGCAUAAAAAUCCAACGAGGUAUUUUCCAGGGCGAUGCUCUGAGUGCCCUCUGGUUCUGCAUAGCGUUAAACCCACUCUCCUCCGCUCUCAAUAAUCUCAAACAAGGAUAUCCACUUAAUAAAGAACUUAAGCUCUCCCACUUAAUGUACAUGGAGGACCUCAAGAUAUUCUCGGACACCGAGAAGGGACUAAACCGGCAGCUCAGAUGCAUCGAGAACUUUUCAAAUGAUAUUCGAAUGAGGUUCGGUCUGGAGAAGUGUAAAGUUAGCAGACUUCAUAGAAGAGAGUGGCGUCGGAUGGACGGCCAUCAGCUUACACAACAUAGUGGUGGUGGAAAAAUAACGACGCUGGAUAAAGCUGAAAUCUAUAAAUACCUAGGUCUUGCCCAGGCGCGAGGAAUAGAUUCUAAAAGUGUCAAGACGCUGCUCACCGAGAGAUUUAAAGAGAGAGUCAAGCACAUCUUAAAAACAAGAUUGGUAGGCCGUAACAUGGCGACUGCAAUCAAUUCCUACGCCGUCCCUGCAGUGACGUACAGCUUCGGCAUCGUCGAUUGGACGCCGACAAGGACAACCCUAACUAAAUUCUGCGCUCACCACCCACGAGCUGGCAGAGAGAGGGUACAUCUACCUCGAAACAUCGGAGGCAGGGGAUUCUCGGAUUUGCGAAUAUGCCACAAGACCCAGGUGGAGCGGCAGCAGAAAUACUUCCAUAAAAAAAGCGAGAGCUCAGCGCUCCACCGAGCAGUGACAGGUCUAGAUAGAUCACUUACACCCCUCAUGUUGCAGGUCACACACUAUCAGUGCGACCCUAGGUAUUCAAUUUUCGAGCUCGAGACCCAGUGGCGGGGAAAGGAACUACACGGCAGAUACCCAAACUUGCUUGACAGUGCUGACCUUAACAAGCCCGCAUCAGUUGGCUGGCUAACGAACGGCAACCUUUUCCCCGAGACUGAGGGUUUCAUGUGUGCAAUUCAGGAUCAGGUCAUACCCACUCGGUCUUAUCUUAAACACAUAAUCAAGGACCCGACAGUAACUACAACGAAUUGUCGCAUAUGUGGAGAGGGCCAUGAGAAUGUUGAGCACCUCAUCAGUGGUUGCCGAAUACUGGCCCCGAAGGAGUACACUACAAGACACGACAACGUAGCCAAGAUAGUCCAUCAGGAAAUAGCCUUCAACCUUAAACUUCUAAAAGAGAAGUGUCCGUACUACUGA